AAAAGCCAAAGGAAACGAAAAUCUCAAGGCCACAAGAACUUGUGGCUGAGAAUCAAACCAAGAUGCUGACGUGGCAUCCACAUCUCAUUUAAAGGGAUCAAAAACAUUAACCAUUCAAUGCUUAGCUUCCACUGCCAACAAAGAAAGAAAACACCUCUCGCUCUCUGAUUUUCUUAAACCUACGAAUUGUCUCGCGCGUUUUUUCAAUUUCCGUUUGGUUUUGUUUGGCUGUUGAGAAAAUGCAAGAAAGUAAAGACCCAGCGAUCAAGUUGUUUGGUAAGAAGAUUCAUUUACCUGGAGAGAUUUCAACUAUGUCUCUGGAUGACUUUGACAAGGCAAAGAGCGGGAACAGUGUAGUCGAAGAAGAAGAGGAAGAACAGGAGCAAAAAUUGAAAACAGAGCUGGAUUCUUUAGCAGAAAAGACCACUGAGACAGGACAUGAAGAUGACAUUCUCCCUUCGAAUAGAGAGGAGUCGACAAAUCCUGAAACCUUGCCGGAGCCUAAUGUAAACCCCAAAACUCCGUCUAUUGAUGAAGAAACUGGAAAAUCAAAGACAGGAAAGACUGGUAAAGAACAAAGUGAUGCUACCAAUUCACAAGAGAAAACACUUAAAAAACCAGAUAAAAUACUUCCCUGCCCCCGCUGCAAUAGCAUGGAUACUAAGUUCUGCUACUACAAUAAUUACAACAUCAAUCAACCUCGUCAUUUCUGCAAAGCCUGUCAAAGAUACUGGACUGAAGGUGGUACCAUGAGGAAUGUGCCGGUGGGAGCUGGGCGGCGCAAGAAUAAGAACUCUGCCUCUCAUUAUCGUCACAUCUCCAUCUCUGAGGCUCUUCAAGCAGCUCGAAUUGAUGCUCCUAAUGGAGCAAAUCACCCAGCAUUAAAAAGCAAUGGCAGAGUCCUUAGCUUUGGCCUAGAUGCACCCAUUUGUGAUUCCAUGGCUUCUGUCUUAAAUCUUGGGGAGAAAAAGGUUUUGAAUGGUACCCGAAAUGGAUUUCAUGGUCUUGAAGAACAAAAAAUUUCAGUUCCAUGCAGAGGGGAAAACGGUGAUGAUUGCUCAAGUGGAUCUUCUACCUCGGUUUCAAACUCAAUGGAGGAAGGAGGUAGAAGUUGCAUUCAAGAAACACUGAUCGGAAAUAUUAAUGGCUUCCCUUCCCCAAUUCCUUGUUUACCCGGUGUUCCUUGGCCUUAUCCAUGGAAUUCUGCAGUGCCUCCACCGGCUUUUUGUCCAUCCGGAUUUCCUAUGUCAUUCUAUCCUGCUGCAGCUUACUGGAACUGUGGUAUUCCAGGCACGUGGAACGUUCCUUGGUUGUCUCCUCAGUCUUGUACUUCUUUGAACCAGAAGGCUGGUCCAAAUUCCACAACACUAGGGAAACAUUCAAGGGAAGGGGACAUGGUUAAACUAGAUGAUUCUGAAAAACAAAAGCCAUCUAAACGGAAGAAUGGAUGUGUUUUGGUUCCCAAAACUUUGAGGAUUGAUGAUCCAAGUGAAGCGGCAAAGAGUUCCAUUUGGGCGACACUUGGGAUCAAGAAUGAAUCACUUAGUAGGGGAGGGCUUUUCAAGGCCUUCCAUCCAAAGAGUGAUGAAAAGAAUCAUAUAGCUGAAGCAUCACCAGUAUUGAUAGCAAACCCUGCAGCCUUGUCUAGAUCCCUCAACUUCCAUGAGAGCUCUUGAACUGGUGGCGUGCUGGGUGUUUGAUAUAGCCCAGAAGUUGCUAAAGACAAGAGUUAGACAGCUAACUGAGAUGAAGACAGAGGAGGGUUUAAUCUUUUUUUCUUCUCAGUAGGAUGAGAAGAACUCAGGGAAACAAAUUCUCUUCUUGUAACAGUAUAAACAGGAAACAGGUGCCUUUUGUUUUUACUUAGGUUGCUCAGUUUGUAUUCAUGUACAUAUCUUUUUAAAUGUAAAAUACUGUGACAGAUUUGGAGAAAAACAUUUAGAUGUACUGAACUAAAUUUUCAUACUGAAACUGAAGAAUGGAAAUCUUUUUCCUCAUUAUCUAUGCUGCUUUCUAUGGUUUGAGUCUAUUGGUAUUCCUAUUCUCUAUUGGAACUGCUGAAAAGGGCAUCUAGUGAUAUAAUAGACAGUAAAGAGGGAAACAAGGAAAUUUGUUGUAAUGGAAGGAUUCAAAAUGCAGAGAAUUUUGUCUUAUGGUGCCAAAAGCUGAGGAAUCAUGCAAUAAAUAGUGCUGAAGGGGACCUUGGUGGGGGCUAUUAUGGAUAUUGUGCCAAGCAAAAAUGGAAUUUUUUUUAGGCCCUCCCUUCCCUUGUUCCAGAUAAGCUUGAAUUAUUUCAAAACAGGCCAAGUAACUUUCCUUUUCACUCACCAAUGGACCCAAAAACAACUUGCACAAAAGGCAGAAUGCUUAGAUAAAUUU
Messenger RNA from Durio zibethinus, 2379 nucleotides. RefSeq names its product cyclic dof factor 1-like. Gene Ontology annotation, biological process: regulation of DNA-templated transcription. Gene Ontology annotation, molecular function: DNA binding; DNA-binding transcription factor activity. The record is from RefSeq and is a predicted model, not a curated record. NCBI's taxonomy places the organism in Eukaryota, Viridiplantae, Streptophyta, Magnoliopsida, Malvales, Malvaceae.